Leptopilina boulardi is the source of this 961-nucleotide messenger RNA. It is a transcript of the gene Cyt-b5, whose product is annotated as cytochrome b5. Gene Ontology annotation, cellular component: intracellular membrane-bounded organelle; membrane. Gene Ontology annotation, molecular function: heme binding. NCBI's taxonomy places the organism in Eukaryota, Metazoa, Arthropoda, Insecta, Hymenoptera, Figitidae. Bases 182 to 610 code for a protein of 142 amino acids. The transcript has 4 exons. The record is from RefSeq and is a predicted model, not a curated record.
GUUAGUGCCAUAACCUUAAAAAUAGCAAGCAUUUUUAAAGGCAGUGAAAGUGAAACCGUUCUUAGAUUAUAUUUAUAACAAAUUAUUUUAUUUAUUAUUGUGUUUCAAUUUUAGAAACCUGUUUUUAAAAGAACUAAAGUUUUAAGUAAAUAAAUAUUUUUCUAGUAUCUACAGUUUUAAAAUGACUCCGAAUGAAACUUCUUCUAGUAGCACGGCAACAAAAUUGUUUUCACGAGAAGAAGUUGCUAAAUACAACGAUAGCAAGGAAACUUGGUUAAUUAUUCACAAUAACGUGUACAACGUGACCGCAUUUCUUAAUGAGCAUCCUGGUGGAGAGGAAGUUCUUUUAGAACUAGCAGGAAAAGAUGCAACUGAAAGUUUCGAAGAUGUUGGACAUUCAAGUGACGCUAGACAAAUGAUGGAACCAUUUAAAGUUGGAGAAAUUAUAGACGAAGAGAAAAUUGAUGAAGCCAACAAGGGUGCCAAAGAUUGGUCUAGUGAAAAUGUAGGAGAAGAAGAUUCCAGUGGUUCUUGGAGAUCCUGGCUGAUUCCAAUAUUUCUCGGAGUGUUAGCAACAGUUGUCUACCGCUAUUUCAUCAGUGCACAAUAAAACAAAACAUUCCGCGGAUGGAUUUUAAUUCUUUCUUUCCUCUUAUUUUAAAAAAAGAAAUAUUUACCUUACGAUGAUUGUUAUUACUUUAUAUAAUGUUUGUUAAAUAAGCGACUAAUACAAAAUGGUGUGCAAGAUAAUACCUAUACAAAUUGAGGAUGAGGGGAUCGUUUUGUCCAGAGGCCUAGCAUUUACAGACAUAAUAUUAAAAAAAAAAAAAUAAAAAAAAAAAUAAGAAAUAAGAAAUACAGACUAUCAGUAUAUGUUACACAAAUAUAUUAAUAUUAUUAUAUAAAUAUGUAAUUAUGAUACUGCAGAUACAAUACAUCCAGAAUAAAUCAAUUUACUUUA